Molecule: messenger RNA, 4296 nt
Organism: Cyprinodon variegatus (sheepshead minnow)
Lineage: Eukaryota; Metazoa; Chordata; Actinopteri; Cyprinodontiformes; Cyprinodontidae
Gene: otoa
Product: otoancorin
Exons: 33
Coding region: 594-4016 (1140 amino acids)
Biological process (GO): cell-matrix adhesion
Cellular component (GO): cell surface
Source: RefSeq, a predicted model, not a curated record
GUGAGCGAAUGUUGAUGGCCGUUUGGCUUUUGAUUUUGGUGGAGAAACGGAGGAAGACUGUUAAGAAGUAAUGGCAGAAGAUGGAAAAGGUGCUCCGACGACACGCAAUGUUGGUCCUUUAAGUCCCGAGCAAGAAGAAAAACUGAAAGAGUUUAAGAUGCAGACAAGACUUGACAACGAGAGGUAUCUGAGAGCGCAUCCAGAGGUGGAUGAAAUUAUUGGCGAGUUUCUGAGACAAUUGCUGGUUAAAAGGCCGUCAGACAUUGAGGAAUUUGCUGCAGAUCACUUUUCUUCCCUAAAUGAUCCUUCUGGCUCCAGAAUGACAGGAAACAAUGAUGAGGAUUGAAAGCUCCAAUAUCAUCUACCUUGAUCCUUCUGGAGAGACACAUCAGUAACAACCCAACCACCCCCCUCCCACCCCCAAACAGAAAUGACACAGUAGCACACCUGCUUUGAAUAAGCCAGGGAUUGGUAGAAACUCAUCUGGCUCACAUCAGACGAGGGAAUUAGGCAGGACAGGAGCACGCAUUCUCACUCUAUGCAAAGGAUCUACACAGAAAGAGGUGGAAAAUCAACAGGCAAAAUUUCCGCAGAUGUCUCCAAAUGGAAGAAUGUGCUUUGUUGUCCUCAUUAUGGCCUGCACAGUCUUUGCUACUGUGUUUACAGCUGGGCCUGCAGAUGCGGCGUCUGCAGAUAAUAAUCCCUUCAUGGCUAAAAAAAUGAUGAUGAAAUGCUACAAUCAGGGAUACCCUUUGCCUAAGAUGACUCUGUUGAAAACCAUCUUCAAUAACAGUAACCCAUUAGAAGGAGGCCGAGCUGUUGACCAGUCCAACAACCUCCUGUCUACAUUUCUUCAAGUCCAGGAUUUGGUGACUGGGGUCACAAACAAAAACUCCCCGAAUGCACUCCCCAUGGAUGCUCCAGAGACCUGGAUGUGGAAUUGCAGUAACCUUCCAGCAGUAAUAAGGAUGAUAAAGAACUCUGUGGACCCAUCCUGCUGCUAUAUGAAAGCUUUCGUGGCCCCUAUGUCCUGGGCCAUGUUGAGAGCACAGCCUGAAAACUACUUAAAUUCCAGUGACUAUAAAACACUACUGUGGGCUGCCAAACCUGUGCUGGAAGACAUACCCUCAGCAAGAAUGAUGCUCCCCGCCAGGGUUGGCAAGGACAACAUGGGACCUAUGAUGAACAUGCUAACAGAAGUCUACACCGUCAUGACUGAGGAGCAGCGGGAUAAAGUGUUAAACUGGGCCAAAGAACAAGUCCUGCAGAACAACUUUAGCUGUACAAUGAGGCCAUCUUCUGGGCCAAGAUCACCAAUGUUGGAAAGCUGCAAACCGACUUUAGAGUGGCUGGACUCUGAGACUUUGACCAUGAUGGGGCCAUACCUCUCUAAUCUAAGGCCAGACGAUGUAGAUUCCUCUCCAAAAGAAACUCUGUGUGGAUUCUUCCUCUCAGGCCAAUUAAGGUCCAACAUGACGACCAAGAUGAACCCCAGCCUUGGCAGGAAGUUUCUUCAGAGAAUUAAGGAGUGCUCUAAUGUCUCAGAGCAAAUCGAUAAGCUUGGCCCUCUGGCUUGCUAUUACGAUGCUUCAAACUUGACUCCUAGCUCUAGCAAGAAGCUCCUCUCCCUGCUAGAUGACUGUGACCCUAACCCCACAAUAUUUGAGCUGAAGAAGCGGCUUGUGAACAGUGUGAUGACUGGUUCCAAUAAAUAUCAAGAGCUGCGUGACCUUGGCAGCAGCGUUACUCUGCUGUCACCCAAACAACUUUCAAAACUCACUACAGAAAAUCUCAAAAGUGUUCUUAAAAACUUGGGAACUGGUGUGAAAUGGUCCAGGAGCCAGCUGCGUGUUCUGGUCAAGAAUCAGCUGGGAGAGAAGAAGUGUGAUAAGCUUUCAGGUGAAAAGCUGAUGGAGCUUCAGUCAGUUGCAGCUGGUUUGCCAAGUUGCGUUAUAAAGAAUGUGAAGCCACAAGAUAUCCUGAGCAACACAGAAACCAUGAAGACCAUCUCAAAACAACUGAGAAAGGGGCAGCUGAAGACCAUGCUGCAGGGGCUGAGUGAGAAUGUCCCUCCCUCCGAACUGGUGCAGAAGUUGGAUGGCCCUUUACUUCGCAGUAUUUCUCUGAAGGCUCUAAAGAAAGCAAAUAUCAGCUCUUUAGAAGAAGUGGAGAAUAAAACCUGGAGUCUGCCACAGGCUGCCUAUUUGGCAAAGAAGAUGCAUGACCAAAAGCAGCUCCACUACAGGAGGCUGAAUUCUGUCCUCCAGGGCAUAACCUGCAACAUGAUUGAUCAAGUAAAUGACAGCUAUGUCCUGGAUAUGGCUCAGUCCAUAACAGAGACUCCACAGUGGCUUUCCAAAUUCCAGGCACAGUGUGCAGCAUGGAAGGUUUUUAAGACUUUGGAGAAGGAGAGGCCAGAUUAUUUCAAGAAUAUCACUGUGCUGGAGCUGGAAAGGAUUCCCACUGUGCUACUGAUUCAUCUGCUACCUUCAAAAAUAAAGGAAUUACCUCAGACUUUGUGCCCGGUCUUCCUCGGAAAGAUGGAAAUGGCCGACCUGACCUCCCUGCCUCCUCGUGCCCCAUCACGUCCUGCACUCACCGAGAGAGCUCUGCGUUGCCUGCUCAAUGGGAAGAAUAUCUCUGGGUUGACCAGUCCAGAUGUACCAAGGCUUGGCCCGCUCCUGUGCGAGAUGAAACCCUCCACACUGCGCCUUAUGGCCCCUGAAGUGUUGAAGUUCAGCCUCCAGGCCAUGGCUUCCUGCAAACACAUUCCUCAGCCUCACUGGACCGAUCUGAUCCAACUGGUCAACCAGGUGUUUGGGAGUCCCUCUGAUUGGCCAGCUGAGACCAUGGAAUCACUGGGUCCGCUUAUUCUGAUGGAUGACAAUGCCACCUCCUCUUUGCCUAAUAAACCUUGGAUGAAGGAUGUCCUUAUUUACCUGAAGCCACGCCUUACCCAAAUCUCAGAUGCACUGAGAAAGAAGAUCUUUGACCUCACCACCGACGUCACUGCAUCAAACGUAGCACGUAAAAGGCGAGCAGUUAUUGAAGAUCUCUCCAGCAACGGUACAGAACCUACAGUAGCAUUUGUUGAAGAGCUGGGCCUGGACAAUGUUUUCUGGACGGCAGCAAAUCUGGAACUGCUGUCAAACAGCACAUUCCUGGCUACUGUGGAAACGCUCGGGUCGGUCCCUGGUUACAGCUCCGACCAGCUGGACAGGCUCUAUAGAAAAGCAGUUGAGGUGUUUGGCCCAGUAGCAAACAUGACUGAAGAUGUUAUCGUUCAGCUGGGCUGUAUUACUCAAGGUUUCUCCAACUCUGAACUGGAAAAGCUUCCAUUUUCCCUGGACAGCCUGGAUGAAAUUGGCACCUGUGGUUGGAGAGACUCACAGCAGUUAGCUUCCGUUUGGAAGGCUGUUGCUGAAUAUAACAAUCUGACUGCAAAGCUGCUGGGAUCAGCAGAGAUGGUUCAGCUGAGCCGCUUCAUAUGUGGUCUGAGCUCCAAGGAAAUCAGUCAGCUCAGUGUGGCGGCCUUUAGCGAUGCAGUGGGCUCCCUGGAUGCUCCUCACUGUCCUGUCAAGGUAUUACAGGAGCUAAAAAAUGUUGCUAUAUCUGCAUUUGGAGAUCCCUGCAACUGGACCGAGGCUCAAGUUUCUGACCUGAACAACAUCAUUGCUGGUUUGAAUAAUACCGAAAUGGCUUCCCUGAGCCCCUCUGUCUUCCCCUUCAUCAGCAAGAGCAUCAUUUCCCAAAUUCCUCCUGAAAACUUUGCUGCUCUCUCCGUUGUUCAGAUGUUGGCUCUCGGUCCCGACAAUGCUGCCAUGGUGACCAGUGAACAGCGAGAAGUGCUAACAGAGGAACAAUUGAGUGUUCUUGAGAAGGUGCGCACCGGUGAGAGCGAGGAGGGGAAACAGUCUCAGUCGACAGAGUCCGGAGCUCCUGGGCUGAACCUGGAAGGAAUCUCCACCUUCAUGAAGCCUAUUCUGGUUCUCCUUUUUGGAUUCCUUCUGCUUUAAAGACGGGUCUGUUCCAUCCUGGUGCAGAAACAGGAGUCAUCCUCAUGAAGCACUUUUUCACUAUUUAAUGUGUGUCGACUGUAGUUAAGUCUUGGAUUAUUUACACUGUGUGAUUUUAGAGCUGGGUUUUAAAUGCUUCUCACAAAAUGACUUUGUAAACUGUUUAAUGGUUAUAACUGAGCUUCAAAUAUGUUCUAUGUUUAUUGUAAGAGGUUAUUGUGUUAAAAUGAAUGCUCUGUCUGGAAUGGAUCUACAGGAAAACUCCAUAUUCAUGAAGUCU